CCUCCCUCGACACUCGGACCGCCGUCCCUACCGUAUUCGUGACGGAGGUUCGCACUGAUUCUUGACAUGUGGUGAUUGAUUGAUGGAUGUUGGCUGCGUCAAGUAAGCAUCCGCACGUCUGUUGCAAGUCUCUGACUCAGCCAAAGUCUGCGUCAGGUGCCCGAUGGCGCGGACCUAUCUGACUCGACGUUUGCACCGCCGUUGGGAUGCCUUCACACGAAAGUCUUGCCGAAAAGAUGAGCGACAUUCGCUGACACGCUUCGCAGAAUGUCACCCUCGCUUGAGGCUAAUCGGCCCGUAAUGAGGGUGCUCGCAAGACAGCUUGCGUGCGAGCUCGCACAUUUUACCGAUUCCGAUCAUUCGGAGUCGCGGCUGAUAUCUCAUAUUCAGAAUAGCGUUCCACAAAGACGAUUGGUGCGAUUAUUUUUUCCCGAGAAAAAUUACAAAUGUGGCGGAGGGGAUGGACGGCACGGUGCUGCGCGCUUGCUUACAGCACUCGUGGGACGCCGACGUCGUGUCAGCCACUUGAUUCGCAAGAGCACCUACACGCGCACUGGGUCCACGCUCGAGAGUCUUGGGAGAGUCAACAUGGCCAGACCACGAGUCAGGGCAGCGAAUUACAGUUUUCGUCUGGGGAAUCUGACGAACGUUCCGUCUUUUUCCCCCUUCCCAGGCGGCUCCACCACACCAGUCUGGCACUCGUGCCAGCGAGGUGUUUCUAUGAUGGGCGCUUUGCGUCCCAGUGCUCAGGAUCAUCAGCACGAUCGUCGUGCUGUUCCGCGAUGUGCGUUUCCGUGAUCCCGAGGAGUUAGAGUUUCUCCUGCUUCUGCGACCUUUCAGGCAAUUUCCUGAGCACUCCGACUUGGGUCAUGGUUGCGACGAGUCUGCCUUGCUCAUCCCACAUUCUGCCCUCAUUGUACGUUCUCUCAUGCGUGCUCAAGUGCGUCUUGACCU
Molecule: messenger RNA, 954 nt
Organism: Ceraceosorus guamensis
Lineage: Eukaryota; Fungi; Basidiomycota; Exobasidiomycetes; Ceraceosorales; Ceraceosoraceae
Exons: 1
Coding region: 268-798 (176 amino acids)
Source: RefSeq, a predicted model, not a curated record